Messenger RNA from Otolemur garnettii (small-eared galago), 2215 nucleotides. It is a transcript of the gene SPNS1, whose product is annotated as sphingolipid transporter 1 (putative). Gene Ontology annotation, molecular function: transmembrane transporter activity. Gene Ontology annotation, biological process: transmembrane transport. NCBI's taxonomy places the organism in Eukaryota, Metazoa, Chordata, Mammalia, Primates, Galagidae. The record is from RefSeq and is a predicted model, not a curated record. Gene Ontology annotation, cellular component: membrane. The transcript is spliced from 13 exons. Bases 384 to 1970 code for a protein of 528 amino acids.
UCUUCCAAUCUCUCUAAGCCAACAUGGCGGCUGCCGCGGUGCAGUGCCGGGGCUGAGUGACAGCGAGCGCAGUGGGCUCCUGCCUGGGGUGAGGGGCACCCUCGACGAGGGAUGGGAGAUCGGGUCCUCCUCAACCUGCCCGUGUACCCUACGUCAGCUGAAUCCCACACAUCUCUCCGCGCAGUGUGUCAGCCUUUGGGAGUCGUGACGGGGCCCGGGGCCCUUCCUAGCCCUGCUCUGUGCUUCGGGGCAAGCUCCUACCGGUCCCUGGGCGAACUUCCCUGGUCUGGGUUCCCUCCAUUUUCCCAUUCUCCAUCCUCCUCCACUUGCAGGUGGGAUCGUCGGUGGGACCGAAGCGCAGGCGGGCGCGGUCCCCCGAGACCAUGGCUGGGUCCGAUACGGCACCCUUCCUCAGCCAGGCGGAUGACCCGGAUGACCGUCCGGUGCCCGGCACCCCGGGGUUGGGGGGGUCCAUGGGGAACCCAAAGUCCAAGGAGCCUGAGGUCUUGGACCGGGAGGGGCUGCAGCGCAUCACAGGCUUGUCUCCAAGCCAUUCGGCUCUCAUAGUGGCUGUGCUGUGCUACAUCAACUUACUGAAUUACAUGGACCGCUUCACGGUGGCUGGCGUCCUUCCAGACAUCGAGCAGUUCUUCGACAUCGGAGACAGCAGCUCUGGCCUCAUCCAGACCGUGUUCAUCUCCAGUUACAUGGUGUUGGCACCUGUGUUUGGCUACCUGGGUGACAGGUACAAUCGGAAGUAUCUCAUGUGCGGGGGCAUUGCCUUCUGGUCCUUGGUGACACUGGGGUCAUCCUUCAUCCCCAGAGAGCGUUUCUGGCUGCUUCUCCUGACCCGGGGCCUAGUGGGGGUUGGAGAGGCCAGUUACUCCACUAUCGCACCCACGCUCAUUGCUGACCUCUUCGUGGCCGACCAGCGGAGUCGAAUGCUCAGUGUGUUUUACUUCGCCAUCCCGGUGGGCAGUGGUCUGGGUUACAUUGCAGGCUCCAAAGUGAAGGAUGUGGCUGGAGACUGGCACUGGGCUCUGCGGGUGACACCAGGUCUAGGAGUGGUAGCUGUUCUGUUGCUGUUCCUGGUAGUACGGGAGCCACCAAGGGGAGCUGUGGAGCGUCAUUCAGAUUCACCACCCCUGAGCCCCACCUCGUGGUGGGCAGAUCUGAGGGCUCUGGCAAGAAAUCCGAGUUUUGUCCUUUCUUCCCUUGGCUUCACUGCUGUGGCCUUUGUCACGGGCUCCCUGGCCCUGUGGGCUCCUGCAUUCCUGCUUCGUUCCCGUGUGGUCCUGGGAGAGACCCCACCCUGCCUCCCUGGAGACUCCUGUUCUUCCUCUGACAGUCUCAUCUUCGGGCUCAUCACCUGCCUGACCGGGGUCCUGGGUGUGGGCCUGGGUGUGGAGAUCAGCCGUCGCCUGCGCCGUACCAACCCCCGGGCAGAUCCACUGGUCUGUGCUGCUGGCCUCUUGGGCUCCGCACCCUUCCUCUUCCUGUCCCUUGCCUGUGCCCGUGGUAGCAUCGUGGCCACCUAUAUUUUCAUUUUUAUUGGAGAGACACUGCUGUCCAUGAACUGGGCCAUUGUGGCUGACAUUCUGCUGUAUGUGGUGAUCCCUACACGACGCUCCACUGCUGAAGCCUUCCAGAUUGUGCUGUCCCACCUGCUAGGUGACGCUGGGAGCCCCUACCUCAUUGGCCUGAUCUCUGAUCGCCUCCGCCGGAGCUGGCCCCCUUCCUUCUUGUCCGAGUUCCGGGCCCUGCAGUUCUCGCUCAUGCUAUGCGCCUUUGUCGGGGCGCUGGGUGGCGCGGCCUUCCUGGGCACCGCCAUCUUCAUUGAGGGUGACCGCCGGCAGGCCCAGCUGCAUGUACAGGGUCUGCUGUCUGAGGCAGGGCCCACAGAUGACCGGAUAGUGGUACCCCAACGAGGUCGCUCCACCCGGGUCCCCGUGUCCAGUGUACUCAUCUGAGAGGCCAUCAUGUACCUCUGUGUACGUCUUUCGCCAGUGGCUCAGGACCUGCCCCAUGGGGUGCCUGGGGCUAAACCUCUGGCCCAGCCCAGCUUCCAGGAGGGACCCUGGGUCAUGAUCCAGCUCCCAGACACUACAUGGGCAGCCUGGGGAGGAGGUGGGGGUCCAGGAGAGGCAUCCCCUCCACAGGGGCAGCCCCAGGGGCUUGGUGCUAUUUGUAAAGGAAUAAAAUUUGUAGCCAGACC